Mycetomoellerius zeteki is the source of this 1248-nucleotide messenger RNA. Its product is annotated as NEDD8-conjugating enzyme UBE2F. The transcript has 4 exons. The record is from RefSeq and is a predicted model, not a curated record. The coding region runs from base 169 to 798 and encodes 209 amino acids. NCBI's taxonomy places the organism in Eukaryota, Metazoa, Arthropoda, Insecta, Hymenoptera, Formicidae.
CAUUGAAGCUUGUGAUUUUUCUCAGAGAUUUACAUUGCGCAAUAAAGUAAUUGAAAAUAAGCUGAAAUGAAAAAGCCUCCUUUACACAUACUUUAAUGUACGGGAUUCAGGUGGCACAAAAACGAGGCUAAUUAAAUUUGGCAACGAAAGUUUUUAGUGCAGUUUAAUAUGAUCACGUUACGAGGAAAACUCAAAAAGGACAAUGACAUAGCAAAUUCAAAGAAUUACAACAGGCGAGUCUCGAUACGAGAUAAAUUACUGAUCAAAGAGGUACAGGAAAUGGAACAGACGUUGCCAGUAACUUGUAAAGUCACAUUUAAAGAUCCACAUUGUCUUCAUGAAUUUAUCUUGUUAAUUAUGCCAGAUGAGGGAUAUUGGAUUGGUGGCCAUUUCUAUUUUCAAAUUUACAUAAGCGAAGAUUACAAUAUGGUGCCGCCAGUGGUAAAAUGCUUAACGAAAUUAUGGCAUCCUAACAUAAGCGAGGAUGGCGAUGUAUGCCUAUCUAUUUUAAGACAAAGUAGUAUUGAUGGUAUGGGAUGGGCACCAACACGCAAACUAAAAGACGUUGUAUGGGGUUUAAAUUCUCUUUUCACUGUACGUAUACAAGCAUUUUCUGUUGCAACUCGUUCGAUUGAUGCGAUUAUGUUGAACAUAUUAUAUAUGUACUUGUGCUCCUUUCAGGAUCUCCUAAACUUUGACGAUCCUUUGAAUAGAGAUGCAGCAGAUUUGUUCAUUAAGGAUAAAGAAUCUUUUCGAAGUAAAGUUAAAGAUUAUGUAAUGCAAUAUGCAAAAAGAUGAUUUACAUUGUAACAUUUUAAGUAACAAAUAAUUAUUUACAUUUUUCAAAUUGGUUCCGUGCCUCUUUUUAGUAUAUGAGUACAGAAUUUGCUCAAAUCUGCUUUAGGUUAACUAUGAUUUAACUCAAUUUAAUAUUGCUAGUCUUUUUACCUGAAAGAGAUUGUCAUCACUUUCAGUUUCAUGUAAUUCAAUUUUCGGAUUGUUAUAGUGAAAUUGUAUUAAUACAAUUUAUUAAUUAAUUAUGACCUAUAUUAUUAUGUAUGAAGGAAAUGUAAACAUUAAAAAUUAAAAGUACAUCACGUGCACAAUGUUUUUUUUCUCUUGAUGAGACAUUGUAAUGCCAACAAGCAAUUGUAAAUAAAGUGGGUAUUUAAUAAUAUAUUUAAAUAACUAUAACUUAUAUGAGUAUAUAUCUUUUGUGUAAAACAUACAAGUAUUGAAUAUGUAAAA